CUCACAUAAAAACACACACACACACCACACACAAACACAAAACUUUAGAGUACAGAUCCUUUCUAUUGUACAAUGGUCAUCCAGUGCACAUGCGAUUGCGAUUGCAGUGAUAGAGACACCCGCAGCUCCUGUUUGCCACGCCUCGUGCAGCGACAACGUGUCACGCCCCUUGCUGCGGGCAAUGAUAUGGAGCAUCGUUUACAUACCAGCUAUUUUCAUCGCCGGCUAUCGAAUACCUCAUCAGUGCUCUACGGCAGCUGUCCACAGCUGCUGCCAGUCGAGCAACCCAGCCACAAUCACAACCAAAGUCGGGCUGUGCAACAAAAGGAGCUGCAGCAACAGCUGGAGGAGCAGCAGCAGGAGCUGAGACCAUAUUCAAGUCUUGUGCGGACCAAGCACAGAAGCUCCGUGCUGUGCAACAAAUGCGCACUGUGACGAAGAUACAACUUAAGCUGUGAGCAUCCAGAGCCACAACAACCACAACAACUAUCCCAAAACAAUCCAACAGCGGUAGUAGCAGCAGCAGCAACAUCAGCAACAUCAACAACAGCAGCUGCUGCAACAGCAUUAUCAGCAGCUAGUCCGAAGGCAAGACAGAAGGAGCAGGAGGAGGAGGCGAAGGCUGUAACUGCCACAUUCAGUACGCCGCGUUAUUUGUGUCCCGAUUGCCGUUUUAACAAUCAGCCGUUGGCCUGGUGGGUCUCAUGUCCGCGUCUCUCCAAUCUACACAGUGAACGGCCACAAAUGACAACAGCAGCAGCAGCAAUGCAGCAGCCACCAACAGCGCGUCACUGUCAUGCCACAAAUCCGUCGCGAUUUCCACUGCAACUCAAUGCCAAGCGGCAUUGUGACAAUUUUGGCAGCUAUACAACAUUGCCCAGCAUUGAGCAUCAGCAGCAGCAGCAGCUCCAUCAUUCGCAGAUCAUCAGCGCUGGCUGCAGUCGACAUUGUGGGGCAGCAGCAGCGGCAGCAGCAGCCACCGCACAUCCUGAGCCACCAUUGCCACCAGCAGCUGCCUCUUCUCGUUGGUAUGGCCCAAGCAAUGCCAAUCCCAAUUUGAAUGCCUGUUGUUACAUGUACAAUCCCACGCCCCCCCAAUACGCCCCACAGCUCUGCGCUUGCGAUGGUUGGUAUCAGCAGCAACAGCAGCAGCAGCAUA
Molecule: messenger RNA, 1159 nt
Organism: Drosophila grimshawi
Lineage: Eukaryota; Metazoa; Arthropoda; Insecta; Diptera; Drosophilidae
Exons: 1
Coding region: 73-435 (120 amino acids)
Source: RefSeq, a predicted model, not a curated record